GACAUCCUGCAGGAGAUGGACCCGGCCUGGACCACCACCGUCCUCCUGGUACCUUGUGUCGUCGUGCUGACGGCUGGAUUCUUCUACCUGUACAGCGCCGUCAUCGGCCUGCUGUCCAAAACCUCCGUACGCAAUAAGGUGGUGGUUAUAACCGACGCUCUAUCGGGGCUCGGAAAAGAAUGUGCAGGAGUGUUUCAUAAAGGAGGCGCGAGGCUGAUCCUCUGCGGGAAAUGUUGGGACAAACUGGAGGAACUUGCAGAUGAUCUGGCGAACGCCUCGGACCCGACCGUGACGUUUCCUCCCAAACUGGUGCUGCUGGACUUCGGGGACAUGGACAGCAUGCCCGAGGCGGUGGAGGAGAUCCUGGAGUGUUACGGCUGCCUGGACAUCCUCAUCCUCAACAGCAGCAUGAAGCUCAGAGCGCCGGCACAGACGGUGUCUCUGGAGACCGACAGGCUGCUGAUGGACAACAACUACUUUGGGCCGGCAACGCUGGCCAAAGGUGUGCUGCCCUCCAUGAUCUCCAGGAGGACCGGUCACCUGGUCCUCGUCAACAGCAUUCAGGGGAAACUGGCGGUGCCGUUUCGCACCACAUACGCAGCCUCUAAACACGCCGUUCAGGCUUUCUUCGACUCCCUGAGAGCUGAAGUGGAAGAAUACGGCAUCUCCGUCAGCACCAUCAACCACACCUUCAUCAGCCCGUCGUCGUCUUCGUCACCUGAGGCGUCCACCUCCAGAUCUCUCUGGUCCCUGUUGUACACUAAGAAGCCACUCGGUGUUUCUCCGGACGAGGCAGCGACUGAGAUCGUGAAGACUCUGAACAACAAGAAGAAAGAGGUUGUAAUCGCUCCCUCGCUCCCCAAGGUGGCGCUCUACGCCAGGUCCUUCUUCCCCAACGUCUUCUUCGCUGUGAUGGCGGCGGGAGUGAACAACGCCGCCGCCUGCGAGGACAUGUAGAGCUGCGGAGGGAUGGAAACCACAGAGAAAGAUGUUUUAUUAGGAAUAAACCAGCUGAGAUCUUGUUUUAAAGUACACAAUUACUGUAAAAAAAACUUCUAAUAAAAGCAAGUAGACGCCUCGACUUUUAUUAAAGGUUUUACGGUAGAUGUAAAAAAAAAAGGUUAUAAUUGAAUUAAAUUUCAUUAAAACAAACAAAAAGAGCAUGAAAGUGUAUCAAUCACUGAUAGUUUAGAGUGAAUUAAUGUGAAAGUGUUAACUGAAUAAUAAGCACAGCAUUAUAAAGCUGUUAAAAUAAGAAGACAGAAUAUUUAAAAGGUAAAUUAAAGCUUUAAAUGUUCUUGCAUGCAGGAAAUAUUAAAAAUAACAUGUUUUGUCCAGUUUUAGACUUUUAUUCGGACUGCAUUUGAACUUGAACGUGAAUAAAAUGUUUUUUUAAUGAUGUGUUCAGAGCAAAGUUUCUCCCUCAGAAAGAAUUAAUUUCUGUUUAUUUUACAACAUAAACUGAUCACCUGAGUAACGUGACAGUUAUAAAGACAAUGUUUUAUCUGUUCUUGUAUUUGUGGACAUUGAGAAAACAAAUAAAAAGUGUUUAUGUGUCAUGAAAAA
This is a messenger RNA of Morone saxatilis (striped sea-bass), 1566 nucleotides long. RefSeq names its product dehydrogenase/reductase SDR family member 7C-B-like. Gene Ontology annotation, molecular function: all-trans-retinol dehydrogenase (NAD+) activity. Gene Ontology annotation, cellular component: sarcoplasmic reticulum membrane. Gene Ontology annotation, biological process: regulation of release of sequestered calcium ion into cytosol by sarcoplasmic reticulum. The record is from RefSeq and is a predicted model, not a curated record. NCBI's taxonomy places the organism in Eukaryota, Metazoa, Chordata, Actinopteri, Moronidae.